AUGCCUUCCUUCGACCAGGCUUCGAGCACAGUUGGCGAAUACAUGAGCGAGGAGCGGGCCAGAUACAUACAGUCUCAUCCUGAUGACAGCGCAUUUGAGCCACAAAGCUCCCCCACGCACACUGGAGGCCCCUUAAAGUCCGGAAGCAACUCGAAACCGAUCGGACGUCGCCGUCGCCCUGACUUGUACCGGCCUGUCGAUUCGUAUCGCGCCGACAGCUCCUACCGCCCCGUUGACACUUACCGUCCGGAUGAGGGCCGUCGUCCCGAGAUCUCGGAUCAUUAUGAUGGGCCGCGUCGUAAUGAACAUCCAGAUUGCCGGGAUGGACACCGCUCUACAUAUGGUGCUGAGGAUUCACGCCACUACGAGCCUUCGGAUCGCCGGCAUAGUUCGAGCCGUCGCGAGACGUCUGCAUACCUCAGCGCAUCACACCAUGCCGGCGGCUCGAUCCAACCCGAUAGACCCGCGCGUCGUGACCCGAUCAACCCCAGAGAGGUCAGCAAGAAAAUAACCGCACGCAAAAAGGAGACAACGAUCUGCUCCUUACCAAAGAGAAAGUGCUCGGAUGGCAGAUUGUCGCCAUGGGAUAACAUCCAACCGCCGCCAAAGAAGCCGCGCCAGCAAGACCCCUGGGCGAGCGGCCUGCCUUGGGACGAUAUCGAUAUGUCACCAAAGAGGCAUCAGAGAGAAUCCGCAGGCACUUCGACCGCCAAGCAGGUUAGCAAUUUCGAUCACAGGCCUGCCCCAAGCUCCACCCCAAAUGAAGUUGCAUUAAGCGAGAACGAAGCCAUGGUACCAGAUGAAGUGGUGGAUGUCGAAAGCCGGGCCCGACUAGAGGCGAACGCUUUUCUGGAGGCGUUUGCCAUAGAGUUGGCCGAGCGCUUGGAGUUGGACGGCUCAGCCAACUCAAAGAAUGAAGGCGUCAGCGCGUGCGCUCUUUCUCAUCUCGCAUCCUCUGCCUCCUGCGCUGACUGUUAUCACCCUUUGGAAGGUUCAGCACCCAGUGGCAACGAGGAUGCGACCAUGGUCGACGUCCUUGAUGAGGGUGGCGAGUUGGCUCGCAACAUAAGCCCUGAGAAGAACGAGGACUCAUCUGAGCCUCUGAAGCCACUCCAGAGAGAACCACCGUACGAUCCUAGCGUCGUGGGUCUCUUCCAGGACAAGAUGGCUUGCGUAUACAUCAGCACGACCCGGAGAAGAACUGCUGUGGAGAUGUACGAAGAGGCUGGAGAAGAUCGCACAACCACCAAUGAGAUGCCACAUCUUUGA
Molecule: messenger RNA, 1269 nt
Organism: Colletotrichum destructivum
Lineage: Eukaryota; Fungi; Ascomycota; Sordariomycetes; Glomerellales; Glomerellaceae
Exons: 1
Coding region: 1-1269 (422 amino acids)
Source: RefSeq, a predicted model, not a curated record